Malania oleifera is the source of this 1758-nucleotide messenger RNA. Its product is annotated as translation initiation factor IF3-1, mitochondrial. Lineage: Eukaryota; Viridiplantae; Streptophyta; Magnoliopsida; Santalales; Ximeniaceae. The record is from RefSeq and is a predicted model, not a curated record. Gene Ontology annotation, molecular function: ribosome binding; translation initiation factor activity. The transcript has 4 exons. Gene Ontology annotation, biological process: translational initiation; ribosome disassembly. The coding region runs from base 31 to 1350 and encodes 439 amino acids.
GAGGAGGUAUUUGACUUAAAAAAUAUUGUCAUGCCGAUGCCUGCUAGUUCUAAGAAAAGAAAUCAACCCAUCAGUUAUAUCUUGUUUUUGAAGUCAAUUUUUUGGGAGAUUGAUUAUUUAUGCCUUUAUUUAAUGCAGUCUGAGUCGACUGUGCGGAAAGGAGAUUCCAAAGAAGUUCGAUUUUCAGGCAAAACUGACUUGAAAGACCUCCAAAUAAAAGCAGAUAUGAUUAAGAGACUGAUGGAACGUCGUUACAGGGUUAAGUGUACAGCUGUGGGUACUGAAGAUCAAGAUUUGGGAGAACUGUUAUCUCGUCUUGCUGCUCUGAUUGAAGAUGUUUCCUUUGUGGAAAGUGGGCCUUGGGUGGAGAAAAAACAAGCAUAUAUGGUAGUCAGGCAUAUCAAGUUUGGCCCCUCAAAGAAAGGUGCUGGAAAAAAGGCUUCCAAAGCUGUGGGAGCUACAAGUUUGCCACCUAACACAAGCCUCUCCUCUCAAAGUGCCGAAUGUUCCGAAGAAGAUUUGAGCCCAGCAGAAUCUGAAUCGGAAACCGAAGACAAUUAUCUUUAUGAUGAUGAUGAUGCCCCUGUUUCUGCUGCAGGAAUGCCAGAUGAAAAGCAUGAAUCAAACCAGACCUCCUGGUCAGUUUCUAAUGCAGGUGAUGAUUUUGAUCAAGUGUUCGACAUCAGUAGUGGGGCUAACGACAGAGAAAAGACUGGAAAUUUUUAUGGUGAACAAAAGAAUGAUGGAGCAGUAACGCCAUCCUCUCCAGCAGACCUUUUGCACCGCAGACUGGAACUUGAUUCCACCAGAGCUCAGAGAGUUCCCGCCUUCUCAUCUGAGCCUCCACGUGGGGCUGAAAAUAGGUACAGAAGAAGGGAACCCAGCAAUAGAAUUCCUGCGACAAAGCCUAUGGACAAUGCAGCUUCGUCUGCAAAUGAACCUGCAAGUUUAGAGCCUCAGUUCCUAAACCAGGGAAAACAACUGUUAGAUUUGAAUGGUUCUCCCUCAACGGGAGAUACAAAGCGACUUAGAACCAAUUCCCCUGCAUUCCAAAACUCGAGACUUCCUAAUGAGAUUCCUAGUCGAGGACCAUCUCAUCCUGGCACUCCCAGUUCAUCAGCAUCCGGUUAUGGGAUUUUUAGUGUUCCAAAGGCCAAUGGCACCGGGAGACAAGGUAUUGCCUCAGAUGUCAAUAUGGACAAAGAAAGAAGCACAGAUUUUGGGAGGGAUCCUAGCCCCAGACGGGUGCCAGAAAAUUUGAGCUUACCCUCCCCAAAGUCGAACGAGCCCCAAGGGAAGUGGGGAAUAUUCAGUAGAGAUGGUAACGUCCAACCUAAGGUGCAAAGGUAAGAAUUUGCAAUGGCUAGUUGGCUGGAUAUCUGCUGAAUUGCACCCUAGAUCCUUGGAGAAAAUUCCUGUACUUGGGCAACCUUUCCCACUUCCCAAACAGUUUUGGUUAAAAGAUUUUCCAAGCAUGUAUUACGCUAUUACUUGGCAUACGGUUUGGGGAAUUUGGUGACGAGAAUCCUAUAUAUGAGAAUAGGAGGCCAGUUCCUAAUUAAUUUAAGGUUAUGAAAGAAAGAACAAUUAUGUAUUUUGUGAUUGCUUUGUGGAAAUAAAAUAUUAGAUUCAUUGAAAAUUCUAGCAGAGGGAUAAAUAUACUGGGAAUUGUUGUAUUGUUCUUCCUAUUCUUAUUGUAAUUGAGAUAUUUAUAUAUGGAUGAGAAUGAAUAAGUGUUCUUGAUGUUGAAGAAUUAAA